AUGCGAAGAGGAGAGGGAUGUGAAAAAUCUCAAGAAAAACAGGAGAAGACUGGAACUAAUGAAAAGUUCCGAGUACAUCAUUUGAAAUGCUAUCAUGGAGUACAGAAAAAGGAGGAAGUAGCGAGGUUAAUGAAGGAUUCGGGUCCUGGAACGUUCCUUGUCCGAUCAUCAUUCUUACGAUCUGAAGUUGCUCUUGGAUUGUUUUUGUCGGUGAAAGUUGGAGUUGGAGAAGUCGAUUGUAUUCAUCAUUAUCUCAUCGAUUGUCGAUCAGGAGAGUAUUAUCUAAUUCAAGAAUUCAAAGAUAAUAAAGAAAAUGGAAAAUCGGUGACUGUCGAAUCGAAACCUUUUCCGACGCUCGAGGAAAUGAUUGAAUACUAUCAACAUCAUCGUCUCGCAUGCAAAAUCCGAUUGGGAAGACCAUUGAAACGACCUCCGUGGCAGUUGAGACACAAUCAAGUCCGAUAUGAUGAUUCUGGAAAACUUGGAUCUGGAAAUUUCUGUAUUGUUUACAAAGGAAAGCUGGUGAAAAAGGAUGGAGAGGUGAAGGAUGUGGCAAUCAAGGUGUCAAAGGAUACGGAUAAAGAAUCGGCGGCACUGAUGGAAACCAGAAAUUUGUUGUUUGCAGAAGCAAGAAUUAUGAUGAAUUAUAAGCAUGCAAACGUUAUUUUGCUCUACGGCCUCGCCUGUGAUCUUCCUCCAUUCAUGGUCUGUAUGGAAUUCUGUGCUGGUGGAAGUCUGGAAGAUGCUCUGAAAAAGUUUGGAAAGGAUAUGGAGGAGUUCGAAAGACAGAUUCUUCUUAUUGACGCAGCUCGUGGCAUGAGAUAUCUCCAUUACCAAAAGUGUGUUCAUCGUGACCUGGCAUCCAGAAACUGCUUGAUUUCUUCCGAAGGCAACGUUAAAAUUGCGGAUUUCGGAUUGAGUAAAACUUUGGAAAAGAAUCAGACGGCGUUCAAAGAGGCUCUCAAAGAAGCACCACUUGCAUGGUUGGCUCCAGAAUGCAUUCAGCGUGAAUCAGAAUUCUCAAUCAAAACCGACGUCUGGGCAUUUGGAGUGGUUAUCUUCGAAGUCUACAACAAUGGAGCAAAACUAUUUAAUGGAGAAGAAGACACUGCAAUCAUUCGAAAAAUCAAGAGAGCCAAUAUGCCAACAAUUGAAAAUCGUACAAAAUUACCGAGUAUGCAAGCGGUUCUCAGCUCGAUUUGGACAAGAAAACCGGACGAUCGACCGGAUUUUCAGAAAGUUCUAGAACAACUUGUUGCUGCUCUUGUCCCUAUUCAACAGUCGGAUCUGAAACGAAUGCAGAUUAAUAAUCUGAAAGGAGUCUCGAGAACUCAAUUGCCGAACACAAGUCUGGAGAUGGAAGUUGUGGUGAACGAGGAGCAAGAACAGGAUGGGUCAUCGGAGAAGAAUCGGAAUAAAUCAAGAAAUGGAGAGAUGCAAAAAAAGAAAACAGCGAAUCGAAAAGAGCGGAACAGUGCAAAAAGAACCACCAGAGAGGAUCCACCAAAGACAAGAAAGUCAGUUCCACUUCGUCAUACAAUUCGGAAUCAGCCUGGAGCCCCGUCGGAGUGA
Messenger RNA from Caenorhabditis briggsae, 1572 nucleotides. It is a transcript of the gene Cbr-kin-24, whose product is annotated as Protein CBR-KIN-24. Gene Ontology annotation, molecular function: ATP binding; non-membrane spanning protein tyrosine kinase activity; signaling receptor binding. Gene Ontology annotation, biological process: innate immune response; cell differentiation; protein phosphorylation. The transcript is spliced from 5 exons. The record is from RefSeq and is a predicted model, not a curated record. Gene Ontology annotation, cellular component: extrinsic component of cytoplasmic side of plasma membrane. The coding region runs from base 1 to 1572 and encodes 523 amino acids. NCBI's taxonomy places the organism in Eukaryota, Metazoa, Nematoda, Chromadorea, Rhabditida, Rhabditidae.